Felis catus (domestic cat) is the source of this 933-nucleotide messenger RNA. RefSeq names its product cytidine deaminase (gene CDA). Bases 76 to 516 code for a protein of 146 amino acids. Lineage: Eukaryota; Metazoa; Chordata; Mammalia; Carnivora; Felidae. Gene Ontology annotation, molecular function: cytidine deaminase activity; zinc ion binding. The transcript is spliced from 4 exons. The record is from RefSeq and is a predicted model, not a curated record. Gene Ontology annotation, cellular component: cytosol.
GGAGCCAGCGUCGCGCGGGCCUGGCCGGCCGGCCGGGGACUGACUUCUGCGCCUCCGCCGCCCUGGGGCACAGACAUGGCCCAGGAGCGUCCCGCCUGCGCCCUGGAACCCGAGCUCGUCCAGCGGCUGCUGCUCUCCUGCCGGGAGGCCAAGAAGUCCGCUUACUGUCCCUACAGUCACUUCCCCGUGGGCGCCGCGCUCCUCACUCGGGACGGGAGGAUCUUCUCCGGGUGCAACAUUGAAAACGUCUGCUACCCAAUGGGCAUCUGUGCGGAGCGAACCGCCAUCCAGAAGGCUAUCUCAGAAGGGCACAGGGAGUUCAGGGCAAUUGCUAUCUCUAGUGACCUCCAGGAUGAUUUUAUCUCACCAUGUGGAGCCUGUAGGCAAGUCAUGAGAGAGUUUGGCACCAACUGGGCUGUCUACAUGACCAAGCCGGAUGGCACAUAUGUUGUCAGGACAGUCCUGGAGCUGCUACCUUCCCCCUUCGGGUCCUUGGGCCCACAGAAGAUCCAGUGAAGGUCGGAAAACACCCACCACCUGGAAGAGCCUGGGUUUUCGCGUGUGCUUGAGGAGACAGCCGCCCGGAGAACUUGAUGAAGAUGUUCACACAGACCUGGGGACAUCGGCCAAAUGGGCCCCAGCCCUUCCGGGGGCUGGGCAGACGAGGCUUUUUCCAAAUUACACUCAAGCAUGACGGUCUUCACCUGAACCGAUAAAGCGUUUCAUUCCAUCCUGGACCAACGUCCCUCCUUGCAACCCACCUUGUCCUCUCCGGGACAGGACCACCCAUCCCUUCCUUUCUUUCCUGCGGUCCCUCUUUAAAAUUCCAGCCAAGUCUGGACCUCUUCCCUGUCAGCCUUCCCAAGGUCCCAUCCUGUUCUGAGUGACUUUUCUAAUUAUAGACAUCACGGAACAUCCCGAUUCGGGAGUGCA